Messenger RNA from Linum trigynum, 375 nucleotides. Lineage: Eukaryota; Viridiplantae; Streptophyta; Magnoliopsida; Malpighiales; Linaceae. The record is from the annotation of a GenBank genome assembly.
AUGUCUCUGGUGGAGAUUACCCCUGCGCCAAGUGAACCUUGGUCUCGAACAAGUCUCCAGCCAAGAGCCAAGGGAGUUUACAUCUGCGUGUCAAUAUGCGGAUCUCAUCCCACAAAUCACCUCUUGUGGUUGCAUCUGGAUUACCAUAACUCGUCGAGAGAAGCACAGGCGAUGAGGUCACACCUCAACAUUGGCACUCAAAAUGUAUCAUCUGCUCCCACACACAGAGUUGCUCUACCAUUAGGUUCUGAUCCUGCCAGGCAUCUAAAUGACCCCUGGGAAACCCAAACAUCAAUCAUCUGGAUCCCAUCAAAACCUAAAUGGGCGAUAACUUGCUUCGCCGUGUUUCAACUGAUAUGUGACUCGAAAAUGUAA